Messenger RNA from Micromonas pusilla CCMP1545, 1872 nucleotides. RefSeq lists its product as uncharacterized. Gene Ontology annotation, cellular component: membrane. Gene Ontology annotation, biological process: protein localization to membrane. NCBI's taxonomy places the organism in Eukaryota, Viridiplantae, Chlorophyta, Mamiellophyceae, Mamiellales, Mamiellaceae. Bases 1 to 1872 code for a protein of 623 amino acids. The transcript is spliced from 2 exons. The record is from RefSeq and is a predicted model, not a curated record.
AUGACGCGACUCGCUCGCGCGCUGAUGCUGUGCGCGCUGGCGUGCGCGCUGCUCGCGCGCGCGACCGCGGACGAGUUCGAUCACAAGGCGCAUCCGACCCUCGAUCGCGCGCUGACCCCACCCCCCCCACCCCCCCAUCCCCCCGCCCCGCCCCCGCAGUACGUCCUCGGCGACGAGGUCAAGCUCUGGGCGAACAAGGUGGGUCCGUACAACAACCCUCAGGAGACGUACAACUACCACCGCCUGCCGUUCUGUCGCGUGAACGCCUCGCCGAAGCACAAGUGGGGCGGCCUGGGUGAGAUCUUGCAAGGGAACGAGCUCGUGGAGAGCGACAUGAAGUUCGAGUUCGGGAAGGACGUCGCGAGGACGACCGUGUGCGAGAUCGCGUCGCUGUCGAACCGCGAGUCCGCGGCGUUCGCGCGCGCGGCGCGCGAGCACUACUGGUACGAGUUCGUGAUGGACGACCUUCCCGUCUGGGGCUUCGUCGGGGAGAACGCGAAAGGAGACGGCGAGGGCGAGGUCGCGGGCGCGCCGAAGAUCUACGCGCACAAGAAGUUCGAGAUCGAGCACAACGACGGGCGGAUCACGCAGGUGAACCUCGUCGCGGAGAACCCCGUGGCGGUGACCCCGGGGGCUAAGAUCGCGUUCACGUACGAGACGAGGUGGACGAAAUCGGACGCGCCGUUUUCGAAGCGGUUCGAACGCUACUUAGACAACGACUUCUUCGAGCACCACAUCCACUGGUUCAGCAUAUUCAACUCGUGCAUGAUGGUGAUCUUCCUCGUCGGCAUGGUGUCCAUGAUCCUGAUGCGGACGCUGAGGAAGGACUACGCGAAGUACACGUCGAGGGACGACGACGACGACGUGGAGGGCGGCGGCGACGGCGGCGACGGCCGCGGCGGCGCGUCGGAAGAGUCCGGCUGGAAGCUCGUCCACGGGGACGUGUUCCGAGCCCCUAGCGCGCUGCCCGUCCUCGCCGCGAUGCUCGGCACGGGCGUGCAGCUCGCGGCGCUCUUCUUACUCGUGAUUCUCAUCACGAUCGGCGGCGCGAUGUACGAGGGAAGAGGGACGAUUCUCACGGUGUUCAUCGUGUGCUACGCCCUGACGUCGUUCGUCGGCGGGUACGUCUCCGGCGGGUUCAACGCGAGGAACGAGGGGAAGAACUGGAUCAAGGCCAUGGCGCUCACCGCGGGUUUAUUCCCCGGGUCGUGCUUCGCGAUCGCGUUCGCGUUGAACGCGGUGGCCAUCUCGUACAGUUCCUUAGCCGCGGUGCCGUUCGGGACGAUGGUCGUCAUGACGUUCAUGUGGUUGUUCAUCUCCUUCCCGCUCGUGUUGUUGGGCACGGUCAUCGGGCGGAACGUCGCGGGCGCGCCGAAUAACCCGUGCCGGGUGAAGUCCAUACCGCGGCGCAUACCGGAGCGCGAGUGGUAUCUCACGCCGCUCGCCAUCUCCUUGCUCGGCGGCGUCCUGCCGUUCGGCUCCAUAUUCAUCGAGACGUACUUCGUGUUCACGUCGAUGUGGAACUACAAGGUGUACUACGUCUACGGCUUCUUUUUACUCGUGUUCGCGAUCUUGUUGAUCGUGACCGCGUGCGUCACCGUCGUCGCGACGUACUUUUUGCUCAACGCGGAGAAUUGGAGAUGGCACUGGACCGCGUUCAACGCCGCCGCGAGCGUGUCUCUGUACGUGUACGCGUACAGCGUGUAUUACUUCGUGUUCAAGACGAAGAUGACUGGGUUUUUCCAGACGUGCUUUUAUUUCGGGUACACCGCGAUGUUCUGCCUCGUCCUCGCGCUCGUGUGCGGCGCGACAGGGUACGUCGCCGCGAACGCGUUCGUGCGGCGGAUAUACCGAAACAUCAAGUGCGAUUGA